AUGGAAAGCCCAUCUGAACCCAGCAAAAAUCACAGUACAAGAAAUGGAAGGCACAGCAAAUCCCACCUGUCGAUGUCGGACACCGAAUCAACCACCAGUCAAGUCGACUCCUUUCACUCCCCACUGCGCUCCGACGAGCCUCCCUUCCCGUCGGAAAACGACGAUCCCGGCGUGAACAACUGCAGGUCGAUCGUCUUGGUCGAUAAUUACAAGUACAACUCCCCCUUGCCGUCGCCGGCCAAGUCCAACCCCACCGCGGCGAAUUCCCCCUUCGCGGGGGGCAAUUUCGGCCGUCCGUGGCCUCCUUCGGAGAAGCUCUCCCCGGAAAAUCCCGAUUCGGGCAGCCGGAGGUCGCAGCACCGGCCGCCUGCGGCGGUGGUCGGAGUGAAUAAGUUGGUGAGGGAGGAGCCGCCGUAUGAGGUGAAGAAGAUGGGACCGUCUGCCAUCGCCGGCGGCGGACUGGAGGAGGGGUAUGGUGCGGGUGGGUGGAGGGAGGAUGAGGUGGGCGGGGAGAGGAGGUCGAGGGCGGCGGUGGCUUCCAUCUUGAGGAGAUCCGGGAGAAAUGCCGCCGUGAAGAAGGUGGCCUUAGGGUUGAGGGCUUUCGAGGUUGUUGCUUGUUUGGUCUCGUUUUCGGUGAUGGCUGCGGAUAGGACUCGAGGUUGGAGUGGCGAUUCGUUUGAUCGAUAUAUCGAGUACCGAUAUUGUGUGGCUGUAAAUGUUAUUGCCUUUGUGUACUCUGGUUUUCAAUCCUUUGAAGUUGCUUACCAUUUGGCCACGGGGAAACUUGUUAUCGUUCAUCAAUUGCGUCACCUUGUUAGUUUCACAAUGGAUCAGAUUCUCGCGUACCUGUUGAUGUCAGCGUCGUCAUCAGCAGCCACGAGGGUUGAUGACUGGAUUUCCAACUGGGGAGGGGACGAGUUUACGUUGAUGGCCAGUGCAUCGAUUGCUAUGUCCUUCCUCGCUUUCGUUGCUUUUGCCUUGAGUUCACUCGUCUCUGGAUACAACCUAUGUAAUUGGGAAUUGACCUGA
Molecule: messenger RNA, 1029 nt
Organism: Striga hermonthica
Lineage: Eukaryota; Viridiplantae; Streptophyta; Magnoliopsida; Lamiales; Orobanchaceae
Source: the annotation of a GenBank genome assembly